Aspergillus tanneri is the source of this 639-nucleotide messenger RNA. RefSeq lists its product as uncharacterized. The transcript has a single exon. The record is from RefSeq and is a predicted model, not a curated record. NCBI's taxonomy places the organism in Eukaryota, Fungi, Ascomycota, Eurotiomycetes, Eurotiales, Aspergillaceae. Bases 1 to 639 code for a protein of 212 amino acids.
AUGCCUCCAUUAACGGACGUCCCAUCUCUAUCGAGCAAUAGUGCAUCCGAAGUCUCACCAAGGAGCUUGUCCUUGGAUACAAGAUGGGCAUCAGGUAUCGCGGGCCAUGAUAUUCUGGAGGAUGAUGGUACGGGAGCACUUGUCAUUCCCUCCCAUCAGACUCGUCUUUCUCAGCAUGUAUACAUCUGCCUCUUUCAUGUCCUUGACUGCCACCGCACCUUCGAUGAUUUUGAUGAAUGGAGGACCCAUGUUUACAGCCACUUUCGAACACAUGAGCCCCCCCCCACAGCUCGUUGCCCUCAGUGUCCAGAAGUACGAUUCAGCGAUACUCCCGACCACAAGGCCUGGGAUCUCAUGCUCGACCAUGUGGCUCUAGCCCACUAUCAGCAGGGCCAAAGUCUCGCUGGUAGCCGACCAGAUUUUGAAUUGAUGCAGUAUCUUUAUCACCUACGCAUCAUCAGCGUUGAUCAGUUUAAAGUGAUGCAAUUGCCACCACCACCAUCUAGUCCUGCAUACCACCGAUCACAGGAACCCGUCCGGGCGAAUAUUGGCUCUUCAGACGAACCAUACUGCGCUCCGUACAGUCGACGACGAGAGGAAAGAAUGCGGGGCCAACGUCGUGGGGUCAGCGUUGCAUGA